UUGAAAUCCAUCAGAAAGUGAUUAAGCCCAUCCAAAAACUUACUUGCUUACAAUUUGCGUUUGCUUUUAGUUUGAAACAAAAACAAAGAGAAAAGAGCGUUGCAGAUUGUUUGUAAGGUUUCUCUAUUCUGCUUUAAAGUUAGUUGUUUCUCAUGUCGAUCGUACAACCCAAAAAUCCAAGUUCCAGAGCGUUUCUAUGUUGUUGAUUGUUUGUCUUUAUUUUGAGUCUUUAAAUUUGCCUUUGAGAUUUGUUGUUUUGAUUCCCAGUUAGAGUAUCUUAUUUGAGCUCAUAAAACCCAGAAAAUCCAACCAAAAAAAUCUAAAAGGAAAAUGAAGAAAAUGUUUCAUAUUGUUUGCUUUUUGGUCUGAGUGUUAUUUGCCUUUCAGAUUCCUUUUUUCUUUCCGAGCUCAUAUAACAUCACAAAAUAGAAAAAAAAAAAUAAAAAAAUUGUUGGGCUUAUACCUGGUGAAGGACCUACCAUCAGUUCUGAGUAUUCACUCUCUUCGUUUGAAGUAUUGGAUUGGAGUUUCCUCAACAAGUCACUAGAGGGAAACUGCUUUUGAUCCUUCGACUAUCUUAUCUUCAAGUAUAAAUUCAAACCGGUUAUCCUUGUUUCGAGUUUCAAGUCUCAAUGGAUAUUCUCAUUUCCAUUGCUGGAAAAGUAGCGGAGUAUACUGUUGCACCUAUUGGACGACAAGCAUGUUAUUUAAUAUUCUACAAAGACAAUUUCAAGAAGCUAGAUGAUGAUGUCAAGGAGCUCGAGGAUACAAGAGUAAGAUUGAACCACUCGGUUGAAGAAGAAAGAAGAAAUGGAAAAGAAAUAGAAAGAGAUGUGCAGAACUGGUUGGAGAAGGUGAAUGAGGUCAUUGAAGAGGCAAAUCAGCUUCAGAAAGAUCCUGGUCGUGCAAGGGUGGGGUGCUCUGGAUGGUCAUUCCCCAAUUUGAUUUUACGUCAUAAACUUAGUAGGAAAGCUUCAAAGAUAGCAAAUGUGGUUGUUGAGGUACAGGGAAAAGGGAAAUUCGAUCCAGUUUGUUACCUUCCUCCUUUGGAUGGAGUAGGUUCCACUUCCAGCACAGGUGGUAAUGAAAAGCUUGAGACAAGAGAGUCAAUUAAGGAGGACAUUAUGCACGCUCUUAGAGACCCUAAAGUACGCAACAUUGGGGUCUACGGGCUAGGCGGUAUGGGUAAGACCCAUAUGGUGAUGGAAGUUGCUCAAAUAGCUAAGCAAGACAAAUUGUUUGAUGCAGUAGUUAUGGCCAAUGUAUCCAAAACUCCAGACCUCAGAACAAUUCAAGGGGAGAUUGCGGAUUUGUUGGGUUUGAGAUUUGAUGAGGAGACUGUUGUUGGUAGAGCAUCGCGCUUAAGGCAGAGAAUUAAAGUAGAGAAAACUAUCCUUGUCAUUCUUGAUGAUAUUUGGACCAAACUUGAUUUGAAGAAAGUGGGAAUUCCUUCUGAGGAUGAACAUAGUGCUUGUAAGCUAUUGAUGACUUCUAGAAAUAAAGAUGUGUUGGUCGAAAUGGAUGCUAAACUGAAUUUCAAAGUUGUAGUUUUGAAUGAAGCAGAAACAUGGAAGUUAUUUCAACUCAUGGCUGGGGAUGUAGUUAAGGAUAUCAAUUUACAUGAUAUAGCAAAUCAAGUGGCAAAAAAAUGCGCAGGUUUUCCUCUUCGGUUGGUAACGGUAGCACGGGCAUUGAAAAAUAAAGAUAUUCAUGCUUGGAAUGAUGCAUUAAGGCAAUUAAAAAGUGUUGAUCAUCAGGGAGUGGAUGCAAUGACUUAUUCUGCUUUGGAAUUGAGUUACAAAUCAUUGGAGAGCGAUGAAAUGCACGUACUCUUACUUUUUGCUGUACUUGGUUCCUCCAGUGUGGAGUACUUAUUGAAAGUUGCAAUGGGUUUGGACAUAUUCAAGCCUAUAAAUACUGUGAAAGAUGCAAGACAUAGAUUUUACAAAAUAGUUGGAUCCUUGAAGGCGUCUUGUCUGUUGUUUGAAGAUAACACACGUGAGCAUAUCCAAAUGCAUGACCUUGUUCCUGAAGUAGCUAUCUCCAUAGCUUCAAGAGAUCAAUAUGUAUUUUUUGUGCAACCAAAGACUGAGUUGAAAUGGCCAACAAAGAAUUUUCUUGAAAGGUGCACGCAGAUCAUCUUAGAUAGUUGUCAUAUUCAUGAGCUUCCUCAAAGGUUAGAUUGUCCUAACGUGAAGCUUUUUUGCUUGGAUAGUGCUAAUCGUUCUUUAGAAAUCCCAAAUCCUUUUUUUGAGGGAAUGGGAAGCCUCAAAGUGUUAGAUUUGACAAGGUUGAACUUGUCUUCGUUACCCACUUCUUUUCAGUUCCUAACUAGGCUUCAAACAUUGUGUUUGGAUCAAUGCAUUUUGGAAAAUAUGAAUGAAAUUGGAGCUUUGAAAAAUUUAGAAAUUCUUUGCCUUUGGAAAUCUUCGAUGACAAAAUUGCCAAGAGAAAUAGGGCAAUUGACUUAUCUAAGAAAGCUUGAUUUGAGCUAUUCUGGUAUUGAAGUCUUCCCACCCAACAUCAUAUCGAGCUUGACUAAAUUGGAGGAGUUAAAGCAUGUUAUAUUUCCUAAUCUGGAAACCCUUAAGUUGAGCUCACUCAAUUUGAACAAAAUUUGGGAUGACGGUCAACCUUCUAUUUCCAAAUUGACAAACUUGAUUGUGGAGAAUUGUGGUGGGCUAAAGUACUUGUUCUCAUCCACCAUGGUUGGAAGUUUUAUUAACCUCAAACGGCUUGAAAUCAGUAAAUGUCAUUUGAUGGAUGAGAUAAUAGCCACUGAAGAGAGAAACAAUGGUACUGCUUCACUCAAUGAGGUUCCAUUUUCAAAAUUGGAGACAAUCAUAUUGAAGGAAAUGGAAAACUUAGAAGCAAUAUGGCACCACCAAUUUGAGACAGUGAAGACUUUGCAAGUUAAAAACUGCAAGAAAAUUGUAGUGGUUUUUCCUUGUUCAAUCCAGGAAACAUAUCACAAUCUAGAGAUGUUAGAGGUUACAGAUUGUGCUUUAGUGGAAAAGAUAUUUGAUUUGACUUUGAAUGAAAAUAGCAGUAUAGAGGAUGGAACACAACUGAAAAGCAUUACUUUAGAAGCAUUGCCAAAGCUGAAAAGGACAUGGAGUAGGGAUCCUGAAGGAACUCUUCAUUUUCAUAAUCUAGAAAAUGUAUAUCUAAGUAAGUGUGGAAGCUUGGACUAUCUAUUUCCAUUUUCUGUUGCCACUCACUGCUCACUUCUCAAAGAACUUUCUAUAAAGUGGUGUGGGAACAUGAAGGGAAUUGUUGCAGAGAAGGAAGGAUCCAUGUGCACAACUCCCCUAUUUGAGUUUAACGAACUAAAUACUUUAUUGCUCUGGUGCUUAUACAAACUCAAGGGUUUCUAUGCUGGAAAUUAUACUUUGGCAUGUCCAUCUUUGAGAAAAAUAGAUGUUUGUUGGUGUGCAAAAUUGAAUUUAUACAAUCUAUCUACAAAUACUGAUGGAAGGUUUCUAGAUGGCAAACACCCUUUUACUGUGCAACAGUCACUUUUCAGAGUCGAAGAG
Gastrolobium bilobum is the source of this 3536-nucleotide messenger RNA. RefSeq names its product disease resistance protein RPS2-like. Lineage: Eukaryota; Viridiplantae; Streptophyta; Magnoliopsida; Fabales; Fabaceae. Gene Ontology annotation, molecular function: ADP binding; ATP hydrolysis activity. The transcript is spliced from 6 exons. The record is from RefSeq and is a predicted model, not a curated record. The annotation marks the transcript as partial.